Mauremys reevesii (Reeves's turtle) is the source of this 1799-nucleotide messenger RNA. Its product is annotated as zinc finger protein 429-like. Lineage: Eukaryota; Metazoa; Chordata; Testudines; Geoemydidae. Bases 430 to 1536 code for a protein of 368 amino acids. The record is from RefSeq and is a predicted model, not a curated record. The transcript has 3 exons.
GUUGAUUUUCCAGAUGCAGACGAGACCUGGGACCGGUCAGCAAUUGAAAGCUCCUUGGGCUUCUUCCUCACACAAAGCUCUUUACCUGGAGCAGCACGGGCAAGGAACCUGAGCAGGGCUGAGGGGCAGACUCCCGAGGAAGAGUCUGGCAACCUGGAGUCACCCAGCCCUUUCCCAGGAACAUCAGUGGAGAGCCAUUCCCAGAAAUCUGAGCGGGGAAGGCACAACAAGAGGCAGUUCAGGCUCCAAAGGCAGAGGAAGCACCUGGCUAGGAAGGAUUCAGGAACUGGAAGAGGCCAUCAGAGGAGAUCAAGGCCAAAUCUAAAGCCUCCUGAAGAGGGAAAAACUGAGCCCAGAAAGAGCCUAUAUACCUGCCGUUUGUGCAGAGAAGAAUUCAAGGUGCAGAGAGACCUGAUAGGCCACCACUGGAUGGUUCAUAGGAGACAGAAACUGUAUCACUGUAGCGAGUGUGGGGAGAGCUUUAGGAGAAAGAAGGAGUUCAGAGCACAUGGGAAAGCUCACAGAAAGAAGAGAGACCAUCCCUGUAUUGAAUGUGGGAAGAUAUUCCACCAGUUAUCGCAUCUCAUUGCCCACCAGCGAAUACAUACGGGAGAGAGACCCUAUCACUGUGCUGAGUGCGGAAAAAGAUUUUUCCAUAUAUCAGCUCUUAACAUCCACAAGAGAAUCCACUCAGGAGAGAGACCCUUUGCCUGCACUGAGUGUGGAAAGCGAUUUAUGAAUUCAUCAACAUUUCGUAGUCAUCAGGCAAUCCACUCAGAAAAGAGACCCCAUCGCUGUAACCAAUGUGGGAAAGGCUUCAAAGUUGCAUCAAGUCUUACUAGACACCUGAAAAUCCACAGCAAAGAGAGACACUUCUUGUGCCACGAGUGUGGGAAAAAUUUUUGCCUACGAGAACAUCUGAUCAGACAUCAGAGGAUCCACACUGGGGAGCAGCCCCAUUGCUGUGCUGAGUGUGGGAAAAAAUUCAGUCUCCUUCAAAGUCUCAAGAGACACCGGGAAAUCCAUAGCACAGGGAGACUCCAUCGCUGUGCCGAGUGUGGGAAAAUAUUCCGUCAUCUAGAAAAUCUCUCUAGACACAAGAGAGUCCACACUGGGGAACUCUAUCGCUGUACUGAGUGUGGAAAAGGCUUUGUCCGUCUACAACAUCUCACUCGCCACCAGAGAAUCCACACUGGAGAGAAACCCUAUUGCUGCUCUGAGUGUGGGAAAAGUUUCACGCAAUCAUCAGGCCUCACCAACCACCUGAGAAUCCAUUCAGGAGAGCGACCCUAUCCCUGCACUCAGUGUGGGAAGUGCUUUGCUCACUCGUCAUCUCUUACUGAACAUCUGAAAAUCCAUUCAGGAGAACGACCAUAUUCCUGCAUUCAGUGUGGGAAGCACUUUGCUCGCUCAUCAUCUCUUACUCAGCAUCAGAGAACCCACCCAGGAGAGCAACCAUAUUCCUGCGCUCAGUGUGGGAAGCGCUUUGCUCGCUCAGCAUAUCUUACUAAACACCAGAGCAGCCACUGUUCUUGAUGGAGGGAACCUCUUCAUUCUCUCACUUCACCCUGUUCUCAAAGCCUGUAAAAGAGGGAGAACUUGCUCCCACUCUGAAAUGUUCCCACCUCUUCACUAAGCAGACACGAGUUUAGCUUCCGGGUUUGUUAAAAUUAUUUUGUGUAGUCCUGGAGAUGGGAGCAUUUAACCCUAGAGGUACCAAAACAUUCCAUUGUGGGCAUUAUGGGCUGCAGCUGGGACAGAGAUGAUUGGUGUCAGGACUGCACUUUGGAGGCCACAAA